AGUGCUUUCAGAAUCCUGAGUGCUGGUGUUGACUAGACACGUCAUGUUUUUCACUUUGAUUCAAUUUUUCAAUCCUCAGAUCACAUCUUUUUUGGGAGGCGCUUUCAGAGCAGUGUGUAUGAGCGCUAUAGCUAGCUGAAACAGACAGGCAGGAGCAAAGAAAGGAGAUCUGCUGUGAAUCGGUACUUGGAGACCACUGCUGGCAUUAAAAUGUCUUAAAUCAAUCUUUCAAAAGUCUUGAAUAUAUGAAGACAUAAGUAGGAUUUUAGGAUUGCAACUCAUAUUGAAUCACUAAAAUAAUUAAUUAUUUUCCAAAUAAGAAUUCAUCUGAUGACUCUCGUGGUAACGUCAUGUGCUUUUAGUUUGGGCUCUUACACUCACAUGCCCGUCAUUUACGUAUCAAAACAACUUGGACAACAUGGGACAUUGGGAAUCUUAGGAAGUAGAUCUUAAAUUUAAUUUCAAAUGGAAUUAAAAAGUCCAGAUUUUAAAUUGUUUUAGGAUGAAGGAAGUCUGUAUUAAGUUUUAAAAUCAAAACAAUGAAUAAUCUGUUGGAAGUAUUUCCCCGUAUCUCUCAACACGAGCUUGACAUCACCUGGAUCUGACUCCACCUUCAAGCUGUAUAAAGGAGGUUGAAUCAAUUUCUCCCUCAAGAGGGACUCGGCACCUACAGCUGAAGGGAUCUCAUAUCACCUGCGAGGCGGCGCACAAUCCGACACACAGAGGGCCUUCUCUCCCCAAACGAUGGCCUCUUCCGGCGUGGAGAUCCUGGGCCUGACGCUCGCCGUGGCGGGCUGGCUGGGUGCAAUGGUGACAUGCGGUCUUCCCAUGUGGCGCGUGGCCGCCUACGUGGGCCAGAACGUGGUGCUGUCCCAGGUGAUCUGGGAGGGCCUUUGGAUGAAUUGCUCGGUACAGAGCACGGGUCAGAUGCACUGCAAAGUCCACGACUCCAUGCUGGGGCUGCCCCGGGACCUCCAGGCAGCCCGAGCCCUGGUGGUGGUCUCACUGGCGCUGGGUGGAGUUGGCGUGGCCCUGGCCACAGCAGGGGCUCAGUGCACCGACUGCAGCGAUGACGUGAGGGGAAAAUGGCGUCUGGCGGCGGCCGGGGGGCUCUCUUUGACACUGGCUGGGGUGCUGACGCUGGCGGCCGUGUCCUGGACGGCUCACGCCAUCGUGUUGGACUUCCACGAUCCGCUUAUGGAGCAGACGGGGAAGCGAGACUUCGGCAAUGCGCUCUAUUUUGGCUGGGCUGCCUCAUGCCUGCUCAUCCUGGGGGGGGCGCUGCUGUGGUGCCCCUGUAGCCAUCGGACUGACAAGGGGCCCAUCCAGUUGAACUACUCGGCUGUUUCUCGGCGCGGAUAUGACAGACGAGACUACGUGUGAUGAACGUGGGGCCAAUGUGACCAGCAAAAGGGGAGGUGGGGGGGGGGGGGGGCGAACAACGGGCAGUGGGUGAACAUUUGAAGUAAAUUGGACAUAUUUUUUUGGGGGGGGGGGGGCUAGGUGUCUGUGGUGGUGGGUGUCAUUGUUUCCUUUUAUAUUCUGUCAGUGGGGUAUGAGUGCCUUUUCAAGAGGUGUACCAAAUUUCAAGUGUAAUAGUGGUCUGGGUAAAUAAUAAACAGUGAU
Messenger RNA from Hippocampus zosterae (dwarf seahorse), 1626 nucleotides. Its product is annotated as claudin-4. Bases 745 to 1383 code for a protein of 212 amino acids. Gene Ontology annotation, biological process: cell adhesion; bicellular tight junction assembly. The record is from RefSeq and is a predicted model, not a curated record. Gene Ontology annotation, cellular component: bicellular tight junction; plasma membrane. NCBI's taxonomy places the organism in Eukaryota, Metazoa, Chordata, Actinopteri, Syngnathiformes, Syngnathidae. Gene Ontology annotation, molecular function: structural molecule activity. The transcript has a single exon.